AAAAUGAGCGGAAAUAAUAUGCAAACGAUCAAAUGUGUGGUUGUCGGAGAUGGUGCUGUCGGAAAAACAUGUCUUCUAAUUUCGUAUACGACAAAUAAAUUCCCUUCAGAAUAUGUGCCUACGGUGUUUGACAACUACGCUGUUACUGUUAUGAUCGGUGGUGAGCCGUACACGCUAGGGCUGUUCGACACAGCUGGGCAGGAAGACUACGACAGAUUGAGACCCCUGUCAUACCCACAAACGGAUGUUUUCCUCGUGUGCUUCUCAGUUGUGAAUCCUAGUUCUUUCGAGAACGUCAAAGAAAAGUGGGUGCCAGAGAUACAACACCACUGCAACAAGACGCCAUUUUUACUGGUGGGAACUCAGAACGAUCUGAGGGAUGAGCCAGGAAGUGGGAAGGCGAAGACGAAGCCCAUCUCGCAGGAGCAGGGAGAGAAGCUGGCCAAGGAUCUGAAAGCGGUCAAAUACGUCGAAUGCUCUGCUCUCACACAGAAAGGACUGAAGAAUGUAUUUGACGAGGCUAUUCUGGCGGCGCUUACGCCUAACCCGAAGAAAGGCGGAGAAAAGGCGAGAAAGUGUCUCAUUGUCUAAUGGCUUCUAAAGACGAGCAGAUAUUGGACUGAAAUUACUUCGAAUUAUCUUGCUUCUAUCCUUGUUUCUGUAGAUUACGAAUUUCAAAUGGUUUCAUUAUUUUACUAAUCACUGUCACUGCGGAGGCUAUUUUGUCUAUUCGUCUUUGAUUUGUUGCUUUUUUUCAACAAACAUUGUGCAGCUGAAUUGUUCACAGAUUUGAUUACUUAUUAUUACGCAAAACAUGCAGAACAAAUUUUUCAUAUAAUAGCUAAUCGAUCAGAUUGAGCUAAUUUAAAAUUUCUUGCUUUGUUUGCUAAAAAGACUGUAAAAAGUAAUUCAAGCUUUGUUUCAACAGAACAGCGAAGAUUGUAAUUGUUAUAAUUAGACCAAUGGGGAAUAUUUAAUACUGCUGUAAAUAUAUUUCAUUUGGAAGUAUCAGUAGAAUAUGCGAAACUGUUGCUCAGAAGGUAACUUGCCUCAAAAGACCACUCGCUGGAAAAAGUCUUCACAAACUCUUCAUCUGUUCUGAUUUUCAUUUUCAGUAGAUAAAUAAAUGAAGGUAGUCAAUUUGAAUUAUAUUCUUUUUCAAGA
Molecule: messenger RNA, 1164 nt
Organism: Symsagittifera roscoffensis
Lineage: Eukaryota; Metazoa; Xenacoelomorpha; Acoela; Convolutidae
Product: cell division control protein 42 homolog
Exons: 4
Coding region: 4-591 (195 amino acids)
Biological process (GO): establishment or maintenance of cell polarity; endocytosis; Cdc42 protein signal transduction
Molecular function (GO): protein kinase binding; GTP binding; GTPase activity
Source: RefSeq, a predicted model, not a curated record